Molecule: messenger RNA, 2693 nt
Organism: Aphis gossypii (cotton aphid)
Lineage: Eukaryota; Metazoa; Arthropoda; Insecta; Hemiptera; Aphididae
Product: neurotrimin-like
Exons: 10
Coding region: 239-1570 (443 amino acids)
Cellular component (GO): neuron projection
Source: RefSeq, a predicted model, not a curated record
GGCCUGUUAGUCGCGUGCCGCCGCGGGGACAUUGUAGACGAUACGCCGUCUCGUGGCCGACCGCCCGCUGCCGACGCCGUCGACGACGACGACGACGAGACGACAGAGAUCGUCACUUUAUCGCGCGAGUUCACGAGGCGCGCAUGUUGUUGUAACCGUCCGCAGCAAACGUUAUCAAUUUUUUUUUAAUUUUUUUUUUUUUUUUUUUUUUAUUUGGUCCGCGGACUGCGAUGCGACGAUGAAUAGUAAUAAGCCACGUGGACGCCGCGCACCGCCGAUGUGGUGCAAGGCGUUCUUCGUCACAGUCGGAUUGCUCUGCGAGUUGGCACUGUCGGCCUCGCCACCAGUGAUUGUGGGUGAUCCAGAGUUUACGGAACCCAUAGUGAACGUGACAGUACCUGCAGGACGUAGUGUAAAGCUAGGAUGCUCCGUCAGAAAUCUGGGAUCAUACAAGGUAGCUUGGAUGCACUUUGAACAGUCUGCCAUAUUGACCGUGAAUAGCCACGUGAUUACUAGAAACCCAAGAAUAACUGUAUCCCACGAUAAGCACCGUACAUGGUUUUUGCAUAUUAAUAAUGUGCAGCAAGAAGAUCGAGGUCGUUAUAUGUGUCAAAUAAAUACGAUCACUGCUAAAACCCAAAUCGGAUUUCUAAAUGUUGUCGUACCACCAUCGAUUUCUGACUCGUUGAGUAGUUCAGACGCAAUAGUUCGAGAAGGGGCGAACGUGUCGUUGACGUGUCACGUAGAUGGUUAUCCAAAACCAGAUAUCAAAUGGAAACGCGACGAUGGUUUGGCAAUCAACAUCAAUAAAACUUUGAACGUGACCGAAUGGGAAGAGCCCACUUUGGAACUCCAUCGGAUCAGUCGGCUGGACAUGGGUGCCUACUUGUGCAUCGCCACAAAUUCUGUACCUCCGUCGGUCAGCAAACGGAUAAAAGUCAGCGUAGACUUCCCGCCGAUGCUGUGGAUACCUCAUCAGCUGGUCGGCGUGCCGCUGGGCUACAACGUGACGCUGGAGUGUUACACCGAGGCGCACCCCACGUCCCUUCACUACUGGACCCGGGACAGCGGGCAGAUGUUGCACGACAACAACAAGUACAAGGCGAUGUCCAUACAGGGCGUGCCUUCGUACAAAGUGCAAAUGAAGCUGACCAUCGUGGACGUGUCGCAGACCGACUACGGCGUGUACAAGUGCGUGGCGAAAAACUCGCGCGGCGAGACCGACGGCACGAUUCGGCUGUACACUUCACACCCACCCACUCUGGCACCAGAACUUCAGAGCACGGAGAAUCCCUCCCCUUCUGGCAUCCCAGCUUUAGGUCCACAAUGGACGACCGAUGGGAGUAACGAUUUAGAAAACGGUACGUCGAACAACACAAACGGAAAAGGAGGGAAAAAAGACGAUGAUUCCACUUUGAACGAGAUCACUCGGUCUGGGCAAACGUACAACAAACCCAACAGACCAGGCAUUAUAAAAAAUUCGACGCCAAGACUGAUUCCGACCAUAACUGUGCUGGUCUUGACGGCCGCUGUCCGACUAUUGUCCAAGCGACAAGAGCUGUUGAUAUAAAUGGUAUUCACACUUUUUUGAAAUAUCAAAAUGAUAAAACGUAAAAAAAAAAUAAUAAAACUAAAUUAUCCAAACAUAUAACAAAAAAUAUAAUUAAUAAGCUCAACUUCCUCGCCCAUUUUAUCCUUAUCCACCACAUAUUAUGAUUAUUAUAUUAUAACAUGUAAUACCUCCCCCACGUGGACAACCCUUCACAAUCGUUCCAAACUGUUUACCAGACACCGCUAUACAUCCAAUCUGAUGGAGUAAACAAGGAUUAUCCUUUUUUCCAUCACACCCCGAAACGAACUUUACCUCAUGAGGAUCGACGCCACUCACGAUCUGCAGUCAUAGCCCUGACGCAUCUGCAGUUACCCAUCAUGGAAUCACGAAUCACGUAUUUUUUCAUAUAAUUAUUGCUAUUAUUACAUAUUAUUAUUAUUAUUAUUUGUAUUUAUAUUAUAUUAUAUGAUCAUCACAAUAUUGUAUAUUUGGCGAUUUUUAAGCCAUUUUUACGUAGGUCCACUGGUACGAUAAGAUCGAUUGAACCGACACUGUAACAAAAUCGUUGUCGCGUAUUUAUUAUACUGUAAUAUAAUAUUAGUGCCUCGCACUCGACUUUUAAAGUUAUGUACGUAGAGAAUUAAAUGAAAGAUAGACAGCGAGACGGAGUGAAGAUGAAUGAGGGUGGGUGAAAAUGUGGGAAAUGAUGUUAAAAAAUAAUAUAUUUGAAAUAGAUGUAUGUACGUUAGUUGAUUUAGACGAUUUUGUUGUUUUGUACAUACGCGUUUAAUUUAAUGAGACUACACGCUGAGUAAAUAAAAAUAAAAAAUUACAUUUUCAAUGAUUCUGAUAUGUUAUGAUAUUAUAUUCAUCUUUAAAAAUGUCGAGGGUUAUAAUUUGUAUUUUUUUUUUUUUUUUUAAUGUAAUUUAUAUAGUAUAAUAUAGUACCUAUAUAUGUACCUCGAGAAUUUUUUUCCCAAUACAAUUAUUUUUAUCAUAAUAAUUAUUGUUCCCAUUUUUUUAGAGACCAUUUUUAUUUGUUAUUAGUCUUUUCUGGUUUUGUUAAGUUUUUUUAUAUUAUUGUAAAAUGUACUAUGAUUAUUAUUAUUAUUAUUAAAAAAAUGUGUUGAUUAUUUUGUAA